CCCUCGCACCACGGGCGCCCGGCCGGCCUGCUGCCUCACCUCUCCGGGCUGGAGGCGGGGGCGGUGGGCGCCCGCAGGGACGCCUACCGCCGUUCCGACCUGCUGCUGCCCCACGCGCACGGCCUGGAUGCCGCGGGCCUGGCCGAGAACCUGGGGCUUCACGACAUGGCCCACUCGAUGGAGGAGGUGCAGAAUGUGGACAACCAGCACCUGCUGCUGCAAGAUCAGACGGUUAUUCGCAAAGGUCCUAUUUCCAUGACCAAGAACCCCCUGAGCCUCCCCUGUCAGAAGGAACUGGAGGGAGCCGUGAUGAAUCCCACCGAGGUCUUCUGCUCCGUCCCUGGAAGACUGUCUCUCCUCAGCUCCACGUCUAAGUAUAAAGUGACAGUGGCUGAAGUCCAGAGGCGAUUGUCCCCGCCUGAGUGCUUAAAUGCCUCAUUACUGGGAGGUGUUCUCAGGAGAGCCAAGUCGAAAAAUGGUGGUCGGUCCUUGCGAGAGAAGCUGGACAAGAUUGGGCUGAAUCUUCCUGCCGGGAGACGGAAAGCCGCUCACGUGACUCUCCUGACAUCCUUAGUAGAAGGUGAAGCCGUUCACUUGGCUCGAGACUUUGCUUAUGUCUGUGAAACCGAAUUUCCUAGUAAACCAGUGGCAGAAUAUUUAACCAGGCCUCAUCUCGGAGGACGAAAUGAGAUGGCAGCUAGGAAGAACAUGCUGCUGGCGGCUCAGCAAGUAUGUAAAGAAUUCACAGAACUUCUUACUCGAGAUCGGACACCCAACGGAAACAACAGACCCACGCCGGUCUUGGAGACAAACAUACAGAACUGCUUGUCUCAUUUCAGCCUGAUUACCCACGGGUUUGGCAGCCAGGCCAUCUGUGCCGCGGUGUCUGCAGUGCAGAACUAUAUCAAAGAGGCCCUGGCAGUCAUAGACAAAUCCUACAUGAACCCCGGAGACCAGAGUCCGGCUGAUUCUAACAAGACGCUGGAAAAGAUGGAAAAGCACAGGAAAUAAACGUGGGCCGGAACUCUAAGGGUCAGAGAGUCAGUGAGGAAGAGAACUGAAGAAUCCUUUUCCACCUGGCACCCCAGGAACCCGUCCUGGCCUGUGGAAAGCGUUUGGGACCUCCUUGCUGUUGAAAGGGCCUCCUUGAUUUCGCGAUCUGCAGCCAUCUUGACACGCUCUCUGGGAUUUCUGGUUUCUCUAGUGCUGAGGUAUCACCUAACUUGGAAAGUUUUCAGGAGGUGACAAGUCCUGGUUCUUCAUUCAUUAAACUUUGGUUUUAGUUUUU
Molecule: messenger RNA, 1288 nt
Organism: Carlito syrichta (Philippine tarsier)
Lineage: Eukaryota; Metazoa; Chordata; Mammalia; Primates; Tarsiidae
Gene: TFAP2C
Product: transcription factor AP-2 gamma
Exons: 6
Coding region: 166-1011 (281 amino acids)
Biological process (GO): anatomical structure development; regulation of transcription by RNA polymerase II; regulation of cell population proliferation
Cellular component (GO): nucleus
Molecular function (GO): RNA polymerase II transcription regulatory region sequence-specific DNA binding; DNA-binding transcription factor activity, RNA polymerase II-specific
Source: RefSeq, a predicted model, not a curated record